Camellia sinensis is the source of this 1399-nucleotide messenger RNA. RefSeq names its product zinc finger protein 7. NCBI's taxonomy places the organism in Eukaryota, Viridiplantae, Streptophyta, Magnoliopsida, Ericales, Theaceae. The record is from RefSeq and is a predicted model, not a curated record. Gene Ontology annotation, biological process: negative regulation of abscisic acid-activated signaling pathway.
UCACGAAAUUCCAACACAAACCCUCCUCUCCCCUCACUACUUUAUAUCUCAUCUCUUGUCUUCUCAAUUCCUUUCGAAGAGUACUUUGAUUAGUUUGUUAUCAACUCCCUCGGAAACUCUAGCCUCUUAAAAAACAAUCAAAAUUUUAAAUGAAAGGUGUAGAUUUAAACUUCUAGUCAGGACACAUCUUUAAUAAAUAUUGUCGGUAGAUUUAAAAUUCUGAAUAUUUUUCUCUAUUAUUAUUAUAUUUUUUAAGUAUAUGGUAUUAUUGUUCUAUUUAACCUCCUCCCCACCAACCUAGCUUUACAAUUAUAUAUAUCACUCAUCUCAGUUGCAUUAAACCUAUCCCUUCCUCUACAGUUCCUUGAUUGAAACUUUUAAAAACACCAACUAAACACCUUGAUUUUUGUUUUAUAUUCCUUUUUUCUUUUUUCUUUCUUUUAGCCAUGAGUUUCCAACCAAACACAUCUCUUAAUCUUAGUUUACCCAGUGGUAAUGAUCUCAACUUGGACCUGGCUCUUGAUAGGUCUUCUUCUUCUUCUUCAUCCCCACUUAGCCCAGCCACUCCUCGAGUUUUCUCUUGCAACUAUUGCCAGAGAAGGUUUUACAGUUCACAAGCCCUUGGAGGACACCAAAAUGCUCAUAAGCUUGAAAGAACCCUAGCCAAGAAAAGCAGGGAUCUGAGUUCAGCUGUUCGACCACACACAGGAUGGAAUGAUAGGUCCGGUUCCAGUUCGAGUGCUUCGAGCCACGCUCAACUGUUGCAGCCACCACACAUGGCCGGAUUUGAGCAUCAAGGGCACCAAGCAAGGUUUCCGGGCGAAAUGAACUAUCAUGGUAGGAAAGAGAUGAAUUAUGGUUCUAGAGAAGGUGAAAUUGUUCAAGAGGAGUUUAGUCAACUUGACUUGUCCCUGAGGCUUUGAAUAAUUCUUACCAUUUUAUAUGCUAUUUUCAAUUUUUUUGGGUUAACUUUCAAGUUUCAAUUUAUUGUGAAAAGGUAUUUGAAUUGGAAAAUGAAGAGUAAAAUAAUGGAAUUGAAAAUUUAAGAAGGUAUCAGUAUCGGCGAUACGGGUCAAAUAUUGAUCAAUAUAUUGAUGAAUAAAAGUAUCAGAGGUUCAAAAUACUGAUAUCUAAUGGCUAAUAAUCGAUAUUUAAAAUCAUGGUGACCUUACAAGAAGUGGUCAUUGAUAGUAUGCAUGUAUGUGUUGAUCAUUGAUAAUUUAAUGAGCUAGGUAUCAUUCCCAUUCUUUCCAAACAUAUUUGCAUUCUAGUUGACACAAUGUGAGCAUGAUGAAAAAAUUUAUAAAAAAAAAAACUAGAUACAAGACACAAACAAAAAUCUGGUCAUUGAUAUAACUUCAGAUUCUUAUGGAAGAUAGCAUUUAGCUGGUCAUUGAUA